Molecule: messenger RNA, 1009 nt
Organism: Tupaia belangeri chinensis (Chinese tree shrew)
Lineage: Eukaryota; Metazoa; Chordata; Mammalia; Scandentia; Tupaiidae
Gene: TEX101
Product: testis expressed 101
Exons: 6
Coding region: 114-863 (249 amino acids)
Cellular component (GO): plasma membrane raft
Source: RefSeq, a predicted model, not a curated record
GUGCGUCUCGCCAACGUGAGGUGCCCAGAUUCGGGGGAAGGCAUUCCAGGGCGUAUCUUCGGCCCGGUGAGGUUCUGAUCCUCAUCAGUUUCUCCUAACCUCUGAAAGAAGCCAUGGGAACUCGUCAUAUCCAAAAUUUAUUGUUCAUCUUUUUCCUAGGAGCCUCCUCCUUGACCUUGGCCCAACAUUUGUAUUGUCAAAAGGGUAUAACCACAAGUGUAGAGGAAGAGCCAUGGAAUACAUUUAACUGGACCACGGGGAAAGUUGACACUUGUGACGAUGGGGGACUUUGCCAGGAAAGUGUACUAAUGAUUAAAGCAGGAGCCAAGACAGCUCUUUUGGCCACUAAGAGCUGCAUCACCCAAGGAGUGCAGGAAAUGAUAUUUGUUCAGCACACUCCUUCCCCGGGCCUGGUUGCAAUCUCCUACAGUAACUACUGUGAGGAUUCCUUUUGCAAUAACAAAACAGAUUUAUCUCAGUAUUGGCAUCUGCAAGAGACUUCAGUUCCCAGCAUGCCAGCAGCCCUCCUUUGCCCAACCUGUGUGGCUUUGGGGACCUGUUUCAAUGCUCCUGCUUUGCCCUGCCCCAAUAGUACAACUCGAUGUUACCAUGGAAAACUUGAGAUAGUUGGAGGAGGCAUCGAAUUAUCUGUGGAGGUCAAAGGCUGCACAGCCUUGAUUGGUUGCAAGCUGAUGGGUGGAAUCUUAACAGUAGGACCCAUGAUGGUGAAGGAAACAUGUCCACAUCAGUCUCUCGCUCAACCCCGAAAGGCUGAUAAUGGGGCCCCCUGGCUUUCCAUUUCAGUUUGGGGGUUAGAGUUACUGCUACCAUUGUUGCUGCAAUCCCUUGUUUGUUUUUCCUGAGAAGGUGCUUCUGGUCUUGGGUCUCAGGACACCUUUUUUGACUGGGAGCCCUCUGGCUGCCUGUUAUCAACAAGUUGAGGAGAAGGUAGAGAUUUGAGGGAGAAUUGAAAGAGCUGCUAUGGCUGAACCUGCCAUUUCUAAUAAAA